Messenger RNA from Theobroma cacao (cacao), 1632 nucleotides. RefSeq names its product protein PAM71-homolog, chloroplastic. Gene Ontology annotation, biological process: manganese ion transmembrane transport; calcium ion transmembrane transport; Golgi calcium ion homeostasis. Gene Ontology annotation, molecular function: calcium ion transmembrane transporter activity; manganese ion transmembrane transporter activity. The record is from RefSeq and is a predicted model, not a curated record. Gene Ontology annotation, cellular component: Golgi apparatus; chloroplast. NCBI's taxonomy places the organism in Eukaryota, Viridiplantae, Streptophyta, Magnoliopsida, Malvales, Malvaceae.
UUUAACUGUUUUUUCCAAUUCAAUCUCAAACUUCAACUCUUCUUCUCUUCAUAUUCUUAAAACCACAAAGAAAAAAAAAAUAAAGAGGCCCGUAAAGGCAAGUUUGCCUCAUUCUGUUUCCGGAAUUGAAACAGAGAAAUGAAGUUGUAAAAACAGGUUUUUUUUUUUGAAUUUUUAACUAUCGAAAAUGCAGAAAUUGAUUCUUCAUAGACCACCAGUCAUUUCAAGAGGGAAACUUCCCUUGUUAGUUCUUGCGGAUUCAAUGCCAUCUGCUGGUAGCAUUUCACGAAUACCCAAUUCUCCUUCAUUACGAUGUAGACAAAUAUCAAGGUUGAGUUCAACGUGCAGCACAUUCAGAGCACAAGCAUCCAAUGUAGGUAUUGGAUCUGGGGGCUAUGAGGGCAGGGAGGAAAAGGAAGACCAUAAAAGUUUUGUGAAGGCUCCAUCCAGUGACGGUUCAUCAGAAGCUGUGCAGCCUCCCAGUCAAAUUCCUUACCCUCUCUCCAUUGCUAUUGUGCUAUUGGGAUGUGCUUUAGUGUUUUCACUGAUUGCCUUUGCAAAAGGUGGACCUUCAUCACUCUUAGCACCAAUCGCAAAGUCAGGCUUGACUGCUGCUUUCACAUUAAUAUUUGUUUCUGAAAUUGGAGAUAAGACAUUUUUUAUUGCUGCACUCUUGGCCAUGCAAUACAAGAAAGGACUGGUACUGUUGGGGUCAAUGGGUGCACUUUCUCUUAUGACAAUCUUGUCCGUGAUAAUCGGACGUGUCUUCCAAUCUGUUCCUGCUCAAUUCCAGACAACCUUGCCAAUUGGAGAAUAUGCAGCAAUAGCUCUUCUUGUGUUCUUUGGCCUGAAAUCUAUAAAAGAUGCAUGGGACCUUCCACCAACUGUACCAAAGAAAAGUGGUGAGAGAGGUCCUGAACUAGAUGAAUUUGUCGAAGCCGAGGAACUUGUGAAAGAAAAGGUCUCAAAACCGCUCUCUAAUCCACUUGAAGUUGUCUGGAAGUCAUUCAGCCUUGUAUUCUUUGCUGAAUGGGGAGACCGUUCAAUGCUUGCAACAAUUGCACUCAGUGCUGCACAGUCAGCAUGGGGUGUGGCAAGUGGAGCCAUUGCUGGACACCUACUUGCAACAUCAAUUGCAAUUGUGGGAGGAGCAUUUCUUGCCAACUAUAUUUCUGAGAAGCUGGUUGGUUAUUUGGGUGGAGCACUUUUUCUAAUUUUUGCUGCAGCCACAUUUUUUGGAGUUUUCUGAUAGAGUAUAUGGAGCCUAGAGAGAAAACAGAGGCUAGUUUCCGGUGCAAUUGUUGUGAUACAAUGCCAUCUGUGGGCAGAGAAUUUGUUGUUAGAGAAAAUGAUGAGAGAAAAAGGAGCCCUAGAUCUUCCUAUGGGGCUCUUAAGAGAAGUGUUAGUUCUUAGAAGCCUCAUUGGAAAAUUUGCCCAUUAAAUGUUAUUCCGUACUGCAAUCUGGAACAAUUGGAAAAAGGGAUUAAUGUUAGAAAUAUUAGCCCACUUUGAUGAAUUUUGUGUACUUUAGCUCUUUGGGCCAUAAUUGAUAUAUUUUUAAGGAUUGUUGAUGCAACUUUCUCAUUUAUGUUUCUCUGCUUUGACAUGAAACACUUGGAAAGUUUUGAUGAA